UGAGGGGUCAGGGGUCGUAGCAGACGUAGACAUGCCUCUAGCCACUGCUCCUGUCACACCCAUAGCACCUGCUUCUGCUAUUCCCACAGUGCCCGUUUCUGCCGUAUCUUCUGUACCUAUUUCUGCCGUACCUUCUGUACCCAUUUCUACCGUACCUUUUGUACCUAUUUCUGCCGCUCCCACAACUUCCAUUUUUACGGGUCCUGGUCCGUUGCCUACUGUCCCUUCUCAGUUUAAGGCAGUAGUUCUGCCACGGUUCCAGACCCCGUGGGUAAGGCCGCAGCCUUUUUUGUACGUUUUGAUCAGCCUGAGAUUAAUGACCUCAAUCUUGCAAACUUCUGGGCUUCCAGCCUUCCUUACGUGGACUUCCAUGGCUUCAGGGUUCCCCAAGAUUGCGUUUCUCACUUAGAGGCAGUUUUCAGUAGUCGGGAAGACUUUAUGUAGGGAUUUCGUUUUGGUCGUUCUGCCAGGGAGCAUUUCUUGAAAUUGCUGGGAAGCAUAAUGAAUGAUAUUGAACAUAACUUUGCUGAUACUGUCUUUCAGAGAGGAUCCUGCAGUGGAGGGUUGCGGUUUAGGAGCUGAUCAGUGUGGGUUUUGCUGUGAAGUUCAUUCUAGACCAUCUUUGUGAGAUUGCCCCAGCCUUUUUCAUGAAAAAGGUUUAGCCUGCUGUAGACGAUAUUGACACAUAGAUUGAGACUUUGAAGAAGAAGGUGGCAGAUUUAGACGGUCAUCGUGAGCGUCUUCUUGCUAGCAUUGGUGGGUCCAACCGCUUUGGAGACCAACCUCUUAUCUCUAAACUUCGUUGAUGUAGUUUCCCCUUUUUUUGUUCUUUUCCUUCUUUUACUACCCCGCCUUAGCACACUUUAUCUACAUACUUUUCUUUU
Molecule: messenger RNA, 884 nt
Organism: Quercus robur (English oak)
Lineage: Eukaryota; Viridiplantae; Streptophyta; Magnoliopsida; Fagales; Fagaceae
Exons: 2
Coding region: 32-409 (125 amino acids)
Source: RefSeq, a predicted model, not a curated record